Molecule: messenger RNA, 905 nt
Organism: Fusarium odoratissimum NRRL 54006
Lineage: Eukaryota; Fungi; Ascomycota; Sordariomycetes; Hypocreales; Nectriaceae
Exons: 1
Coding region: 135-857 (240 amino acids)
Source: RefSeq, a predicted model, not a curated record
UGAAAACUCCAAAGAGCGCGCUAGGUAUCCCAGGUUUGGGUCGUUGACGUCAACACCUCAUCCCAAGAUUUCCGCCUGCUGGAUUUUCGCAUCGAACCUAUUUAAACAAAAUUUCUCAAAUAUUCUUCAUACAGAUGAGGUUGUUUCGAUCUUCCUGCAUUUUUAGAAGCCUUGUUUCACCCGCAAUGACCGUCACGACAGUCCCUGCGACGCAUCCCAUUGCAAGACGUGGCCCGGUCUCACAAAGAAGUACAGCAGAGUUACACCAAUCCAGCGAUCUCCAGCACCAACGUCGCGAGGCUCACAUUCCCAAAGGGUCAAAUGACGAGGAACAGCUUUACAUCCUGACACUUCUUACCGACAAGCGACACCAUGAUGAGAUGACUGCGCUGCGAAGGCAAUGGUUUCCUCCACGAUUGCUCAAGGUCGACGCUCAUAUCACUCUGUUCCACGCGUUACCUGGUUCCAAACUGUCAAAGGUUAAGGCAGAUAUUGCGGAUGUCGCAGCUCGAACAGCAAGAUUUCCGAUUGGUGUCGGAGAUCAGGACGUUUACGAAAUGGGAAAAGGCGUUGGCAUCAAGCUCUAUGCUGGUCAGAAGAGGGCAUUGAGCAUACGCAGUGAAUUGAGGGACAAAUGGGAGUCUUUUCUGAGCGAUCAAGAUAGACGAGAGAAAUGGAGAGGUCACUACACCAUUAUGAAUAAACAGGAUGAUAAGGAAGAGGUACAGAAGUGUUUGAACUAUUUGAAGGAGGGACAUGCAGAGAGUAAAGGUACUGUUGAAGGACUGAAUCUGUGGCUAUAUGACAGAGGUUGGUGGAGGGAAGACGAGGUAUUUAAAUUCUCGGAAGAGGCAUAAAGAUAGACCUAGAUUGUAGGAUUAAAUCGAGUUUUGGCCGAAGCCACA